AUGAACACCACCCGGAAAGAUUUCUCUUGGUCUCAUGGUAUGUUAAACUUGAGGAACACAGAUCCAGUUCUCCAAAUAUCCUGGGUUGAUAUAUCUAAGGCCAUGUUUAAUAACAACAGCAAUAGAAAUAUGAAGGCUAGUUGUAGUAUUACCUUAGAAGGUCAUGACAAGUUACAAUUGAUGUUUGAUAGUGACAGUAUUGACGAGGGUUAA
Molecule: messenger RNA, 213 nt
Organism: Phycomyces blakesleeanus NRRL 1555(-)
Lineage: Eukaryota; Fungi; Mucoromycota; Mucoromycetes; Mucorales; Phycomycetaceae
Exons: 2
Coding region: 1-213 (70 amino acids)
Source: RefSeq, a predicted model, not a curated record